Messenger RNA from Dioszegia hungarica, 3375 nucleotides. RefSeq lists its product as uncharacterized. The coding region runs from base 1 to 3375 and encodes 1124 amino acids. Gene Ontology annotation, molecular function: protein binding. The transcript has 8 exons. Lineage: Eukaryota; Fungi; Basidiomycota; Tremellomycetes; Tremellales; Bulleribasidiaceae. The record is from RefSeq and is a predicted model, not a curated record.
AUGCCGCCUGGUAAGCAGUCGAAGCAUGAGGCGUCGCCGAUUCCGUCCGCACCAGCCGGGUCGACCACGUCCCAGACGCCCCCAGCAACGGAUUCUACUACCCCUUCAGCCUCCCAAUCCACAUCGGACCAGCCCUCCGCUCCACCUCGCUCCGCCGCCAAUGAGGUCUAUCUCGUACCGGAGAUCCGCCAAAGCAUCCUCGCCUAUCUGGAUAAGGUGGACGUGACGCGUUUCAUGCGGGUGGAGAAGAAGGCGGUAUUUGAUGCGGCGAAGGAGCUGUAUCGGGUAGUAGAUCUUGGAAGGGUUCGCAACAAGAUGAGUAUGACCACCCUGCGGCAGCGUACCUACUGCGCAGCUGUAACCGAAGUCCAGAUAUCACCGGCCGAUAUCGCCAAGUCCAAACCACUGCGCGCCAAGCUGGGAAUUGCGUCCCUCAAAGGUGACAGGUUGAUGGAGAGGCUUCAAGGGUACCAGACGAGAGUCUGUCGGAUGCUCUUGGAGGAUCUCAGGCGGAAAUGUCCCAAUCUCCGAAAGAUCACCUACACUCCCUCCAGCUCAUGGCCUGAUAAUCGCGAGCGAUGGGUGGCGUUCAUCGACUCAGCGCGGACGCCGUACGACACCGCCAAGAAAACAACGGCCACACUUGGCAGCGGGACCAUCGUGGCCUUUCGCACGUGCAUUGUGGACGUCAGCUCCCAUCGGCCGUCCGAUUACUUUGCGUCCAACCCGGUCGCACAGCUCACUCCCCCGUCGACUGAUUAUGCUGUGCAGCAAGUCUUCAAUCUCGAGCUACGCCACCGGUCAGGUCAAUACUCGGAUCUAUGGCUCGCUCACCUCCGCGAAGAGUCGUCCUACAGCCAUCUAUACCAAGAGAUUGGCCUCGGCGAACUACCGGUCAAACUUUCGGACAUCACUCGACUAUACCAACUCCAGAUUUCAGAGGGGGGCAAAGAAAGGCUAGCGUGUAUCCGCGCUCCUCAUACCCUUCCCUACUCCCUCUCCUCCUUCGAUGAAUUCGCACACAUCGCUUCAUCGUCGUUGACGGAACUCCACCUCGCCGGCGCUUCAUAUCCCCCGGUACACGAGCAUCAUCUGCUGAUCUCAUUCGCCGAAAUCCCCUCGCUCAUCGAGAUCAUCGGAUCGCAUUUGACGCGCCUGCAGGUCCUCUCUAUCCCGCUGAGGGGCAUCGAGAGCGCGGAGAGCGUGUGCCGAGGCAUGCUGCGCCCUGACACGCUCUCACGGAGAGGCACCCUCGCGUACAUUCGCGUCCUAGCGGGGUCGUCGGACACCUCAAUCUUCAACAUACUCCGUGUCCUUUCAGUGCUCGGCACUUCCAAACUAGGGUCACUGGAGAUUGAAACGUAUGAGCAUCGGAUAUGGCCAAGGUCAGAGCAAAUGCCCUUCAUCAGCCAUCUGCGAUCACACCUGUCAACCGUCGACUUCCGUAGCAUCGGCGUCACUAUCCUGGCCGACGUCCGCAGACUCGAAUACAAUGCGGACGGAACACCGCGCAGUCUUGCGGGGACACGAGCGUCCGCGCUCGUCGACCGCCUUCUCGCCAUCGGGACACUUGUUCCAUCUAUCGCCCUAUCGAGCUUCCAGAAGGCUCUGCAGGGAUGGAAGGAGGUGGUAGAAGUGUUCCAAGGGACGGGUUGGCAGGCGGAGACCGUCGACAAGGCCAGAUCGUGCCUGGCGGAAUGGAGGCGGACCAGGGCAGAGUCGGCGGAGGCUUGGGAGGACAUGGGGGAGCCAUCUAUUUGGGCUAGCGCGGCUGGAGUGGAAGCCGGGCCGCGUCUCUCACCGUCUCCGCCUGUCCCUCCGUCUAGAGUCAUCAGCCGAACGGGCUCGUCACAUACCCCAACAAGGCGGGCGAACAAGCGCGCGAAGAAGGCAAUCACCCCGGAAUCCCCUCUCCCAGCGGCUGCCAUACCUCCAUCAGCUCAAGCAACGGCCCCCAUCGCCGUCCCGGCCGAAAGCCAUGAAUCGGACAUCAAGAAGUAUGGGAUCCUCGGCUAUCCCGAGAUCCGGCAGCACAUCCUCGGCUACCUGUCCCACCAAGAUCUGCAGACCUUUAUGCGCGUGUGUCGGAGAUUCGUCUUUGACGUGGCGCAGAGGUUCUGGAAGAGCGUAAGCUUCUUGGUGAUGAGAACCAAGAUGAGCACAAAGACGGAGCGUCGCCUCACCUACUGCGCUGCCGUGACGAAAGUAUACGUGCGCGAGGGAGACAUCCCGGACGGCAUGUUGCGGGCGAUGGGAAUCCAGCCCGCAGAAGCGUCCAGACGUCUGAAGGGCUACAGCCCUGAGUUAUGCGCGUACCUCAUCGACGUCAUCAGGAAGAAGUGCCCGGGGGUGAGGAGGGUGGUGUACGAGGAGGAAGAGCCGGAGCAGAACGGGUGGUGGGUGGCCCACAUCGAUCCCCCUCCACUCGCGGAAGUCGUCAACGGUAUAUCCAUGGCCCCGACCAGUAUCGCCAAUACGGGUACCGUCGAGAUCGUCCGUAUCCAUCGGCCGGAUCACACAUCCUGUCCCCAAUCUCCCUCUGCUUGGAGCAAACCUCCUUCGGCCGGUUACUCCGUCCAAUCGCGAUUCAAUCUCCAACCUAGCUUACCCGAUCCACUCGCCCCUGCUGCCAGUAGCCAGACGUGGCUGAAAGCUAUGCGGGGCGACAACAUCUUCGGCAACAUCUAUGACACUGCCAAUUUCGGCGACCUACCCGUCGAGCUCGGCGACGUCACUCGCCUCUACCAGCUGCAGAGCAAAGCAGGGCACACUCAGCGGCUCUCUCGCAUCUCCGCUCCUCAUGGGACUGAGGGUGCAGAGGCGACCUGCCGCACUAUGCUCUCCCCCGACACCCUCUCCCAACGGGGAAGCAUCUCGGAGCUCCACAUCCACACUCCGCCAAUGCAAGGUCCGCGUUUCAACCUGCUUCGUGCAGUUCUUCCCGCCUGCACGGAUCGUCCGGUGUUAUGGGUCCUGCCCCUGUACUACCCCUGGGGACACGGUAUACGCCACUACGCUGAUCCGCGGCAAGCGCAAUACAUCAGCUUCAUGAGAAAUCAGUCACCCACCCGCCAACGUCAUCUCUCUGUCGUCGACUUUACCACAUUGGGCGCCGAUAUCUUCUAUGCAGUCACCAAUCUACAGUUCCACGCGGACGGUCGACCCAAGCAUCGAGCCGAGACCAAGGCGACCGAGUGGGCGUCCACCCUGCGGCCACUCGAAGCGCUUGUCCCGCGCAUGAGGGCGAGCGGAGCCGCCCUCGCAGACGCAAUGCAAGACUGCCUCGACCGCUCCGCCGACCAUUAUGAGAGCAUCUCAUGCUUGGCGACUCCCAGCGAAAUGGCCGACGGCGCAUCGGCGUUGCAGGAGGCGUAG